This is a messenger RNA of Spinacia oleracea (spinach), 1366 nucleotides long. RefSeq lists its product as uncharacterized. The record is from RefSeq and is a predicted model, not a curated record. NCBI's taxonomy places the organism in Eukaryota, Viridiplantae, Streptophyta, Magnoliopsida, Caryophyllales, Amaranthaceae. The transcript has 3 exons. The coding region runs from base 725 to 1366 and encodes 213 amino acids.
GUUAUGUACAUGGCAUAUAGGAGAAAAUGCUAUUGUAAACAUCAAAGGUGUUAUGGCUAAGGAUGGUUUCAAACGUAGAUUUGAUUAUGUUUUGAAAUAUACUGACACAAUUGCCGAGUUUCAGCAUUAUUGGAAUAGUCUUAUGACUGAUUACAAUUGCAAGACACACAAAUGGAUAGAGAGGUUAUAUGAUUUGAAAGAGAAAUUGUGUCCUGCAUAUAACAAAGAGUGGUUUUCUGGGGGUAUUUUAUCUUCUCAAAGGAGUGAGACGACAAAUCAUUCUAUUUCUAGGAGGUUGCAUAAAACGAAUGGUUUAUGUGAUUUUUAUAAGUGUUUUUUAGAUGUAAUUGAUGAAUGGAGAAGUAAGGAGAACAAGGGAGAUUAUAAUUCUUCUACUGGAAAUAGAUAUUACGCAUGUGCGGAUAACAUGUUAUGUUUGCAUGCGCGGGAUGUGUAUAUCAUUGCAAUAUAUUUGAUAUUUGAGCAACGAUUUAUCAAAGCAAUUGGUUUGAGGUGUCAACGCAUUUCCUAUGAGUUUCCAGUUUCUAAGUACAUUGUUGGGCAUCCUACAAAGGAUUUUAUUAGACAUGUUGUGAAGUUUAAUGAGCAAGAGAUGGUUGUUGAUUGUACUUGCAAGUCAUAUGGAAAGAUAGGAGUUCUUUGUUCUCAUAUUCUUUGAGUUUUCAUUGUCCAUAAUGUUGAAGAGAUUCCCAAACAAUACAUUAUGAAGAGAUGGACCAAAGAGGCUAUGAACACGAUUGUUGAAGAAGGAGAAGAUAGAGAUAAUGAAGUAAGUGUUGUUUCUGCUUCAGUUUGGAGGAUGCAAAGCAUAAGAAAUUGCAUCAAAGUUAUAAAUGAAGCUCAACAUUGUCCGGCUGCAAGGAAGCUUAUUGAUUUGGGUGUGUUGGAUAUGUCAUGCAAAGUAAAGGAGUAUAUUGGUGGUGUUGAAGGGGAUGGUAAUGUAUCAAACAAGUAUGUGCGAGAUGAAACUCUACUCGAUGUCGUUGAGCCUUCAACAGACACAGUUUUGCCGGAUGUUGUGGAACCGAUUGCUGAAAAAGUCAUUCCAACAAUGAUUCAAAAUCCACCAAAGCGAAAGAGGAAGAUUAAGAACGGGACUGAAAAGGCUAAUGAGAGGAAUGUGAGACCUAAAGGAAUUGUUGAGAAGAAACGCAAUAAACUGAAAGGUUGGAACAAGAGAAGAGAAAGACAUGUUGAUAAUUUGAGGGAGGAAACUCAGUCUACUGAUCAGUGUAUCAUAAAUUUACCUGUUGGUGGGGUUUUGGUUCAUCCAACAUCUCCAAAUUCACAAUUGGAAGCAUAUGUUCCAGAUGAUUAUUUUGGAGUACACAUACAUCCUUUGUAG